Molecule: messenger RNA, 670 nt
Organism: Zingiber officinale
Lineage: Eukaryota; Viridiplantae; Streptophyta; Magnoliopsida; Zingiberales; Zingiberaceae
Exons: 1
Coding region: 145-483 (112 amino acids)
Source: RefSeq, a predicted model, not a curated record
UUCCUCUUCCUUCAAAUCCCGAUCCAUUGAAUCGACUCCCCUCUCCUUGAUUCAAAUUCACCCCCUUCUUCCUCGAAUCGCCGAUCGAAUGCGCGAAAUUUCGAUUCGGUGAUCGGUUUCGAGGCGGCGGAGAGAGCGGAUCGGAUGGAGACGGCGGCGUGCGUGGCGAAGCCCGUGGUGGUGUUCGGGGCGGCGGAGUACAUGUUCAGGUGGGAGCAGCAGGAGGAGUACAUGGAGCGGCGGCGGCUCUAUCUGCGGAGCUACCACUUCUCGCGGAAUCGGCCGGCGGGGGAGCGGGCGCGGGGGACACUGCUCCGGGUGCGCCGCCUCGUGUGGGUGCGACUCCGGGAGGCGCGGCGCUUGCCGAGGAUCCUCUGGGCGAAGCUCCGCCGCGCCCUGGCCUCGCUGAGCGCCGGCCGCAGACGGAGGAACCACCACGGCCAGUUCCAUCUGCUUCCGCACCGCCGCGCCUUUAAACAGUAACCCCCCACCUGGUAAUUACAGUCUGACGACUCAACUUCGAUUAGGUUUUCAGAUUAGUGCUUUUUAUGGGUUUUUUUUUUUUUUUGUCUUCUGAUCUUGUGCGUUUCGUGAACUGAAAUUGCUGCUGUGUUCUUGUGUGAUUUCAUUGAAAUAUAGUUUGGCGCAUCUUCGACAUGUUUAUGGAUUA